AUGGACGAAAAACGUUUUUGGCAGAAUUUUUGUCCAUUAACUGCCGGCCGUCAGCUUCGAGACGCGAAUCUUGUCGUCCAUUGCGACGGCGGUCGCCGGGGCGACGCGUGCUCUGCAGCAGCUUGGAUCCUCGAGGCUGUCUGGGGGGACGGUUCGCAAAUUGUUUAUAUGGCUGGUGUGUUUGUGGAUGAGGUCGACGUUUUAUUUUCCUUCGUCGCUGAGGCCACGGCUCUCGACCAGGGCUCAAAAUUUCUUGCAGAUUUGCACGCCGCCACAACCCAAUAUGAAAGUUUGCAUGCUCUUUGA
Messenger RNA from Prorocentrum cordatum, 306 nucleotides. The record is from the annotation of a GenBank genome assembly. Lineage: Eukaryota; Dinophyceae; Prorocentrales; Prorocentraceae.